GGUGGAGGCCGCGCACCGACACUCCCUCCAUGUUGAACUUGUGCGAGGCUGCCUCACUUCACUUCUCACCAGCUCUCAGUCAGCCAGUGCGUCAGUCAGCCAGCCAGUCAGUCAGUCAACCGCCGCAUGGCUUAUGUUCGCACCGCCUUUCCUCACUAACAAGUGGAAUCGUGUCUGCUGGGGAGGAACGGAAGGAAGGACGGACGCAAACGAGGGAAGAGGAUCCGGUGCUGUGCUGAUCGUGACAUCUUAGUGGCGUGCUGUGCAUGUUUAAAUCAGAGCGCGGUGGUGCCGAGUGUCGGCCAGACGACUAGUCCGAGCAGCGGCCACCUCAGUCCCGCAGGCAUGACUUGGAGACGGGUUGCCGUCUUUGCUGCCUUUUUGCUGUUUUUCCUCCUAAAGGUGUCGGACGGGUCGGGGCAGUUCGAGUUACAAAUCUUGUCCACGCACAACGUGAACGGGGAGCUGCUGAGCGGCGCGUGCUGCCACGGCGCGCGGAGCAGCGCGGACACGAAGUGCGCCAGAGGAGAAUGUCGGACUUUUUUCAAAGUUUGCCUGAAGGAAUACCAGUCCAGGGUCUCCGCGGCGGGGCGGUGCAGUUUCGGAAUGGGAUCUACGCCCGUCCUCGGAGGGAAUACCUUUUCUUUCAGGAGCUCGGUGAGGAAUGACAAGACCAGGAUAGUUUUGCCCUUCAGCUUCGCGUGGCCGAGAUCCUACACUUUGAUAGUGGAAGCUUUGGACUUCAACAAUGAAACCAGCGGUGCAGACGGGAAGCUGAUAGAGAAAUCCUCACACUCAGGCAUGAUCAACCCAAGCCCGCGCUGGCAGAAGCUGACUCACAACGGCCCUGUGGCCCAGUUUGAGUACCAGAUCCGGGUCAGCUGUGACGAGCACUACUAUGGCUUUGGCUGCAACAAGUUCUGUCGGCCAAGGGAUGAAUUCUUUGGGCAUUACACGUGUGACUACAAUGGGAACAAGACCUGCCUAGAAGGCUGGUCUGGACCAGAAUGCAACACAGCGAUAUGCCGGCAAGGCUGCAGCAACGAACAUGGAUCCUGUCAGGAGCCAGGUGGAUGCACGUGUUUGUAUGGCUGGCAGGGCCAAUACUGUGACAAGUGUAUCCCCCACCCCGGCUGUGUACAUGGCACCUGUGUGGAGCCCUGGCGGUGCCUGUGCGACACCAACUGGGGCGGCCAUCUUUGCGACAAAGAUUUGAACUACUGUGGUACACACCAGCCAUGCCUGAACGGAGGGACGUGCAUCAACACCGGACCAGACAAGUACCAGUGUUCAUGUGCUGAAGGCUACUCUGGAGCCAACUGUGAGAGAGCGGAACAUGCCUGCUUGUCCAACCCCUGCUAUAAUGGAGGGAGCUGCUCAGAAACCAAUCAAGGCUAUGAAUGUCAGUGUGUGCCAGGCUGGAGCGGUCUUUCCUGCAUUCUCAACAUUGAUGAUUGUGCUCCUAACCCCUGUAAUCACGGAGGGACCUGCCAAGAUCUGGUCAACAGCUACAAGUGUCUCUGUCCCUCACAAUGGACUGGGAAGACAUGUUUGAUAGAUGCCAAUGAAUGCGACGCCAAGCCCUGCGUGAAUGCCAACUCGUGCCGCAACCUGAUUGGCGGCUACUUCUGCGAGUGCAUCCCUGGUUGGACGGGGCAGAACUGCAACGUCAACAUAAACGACUGCAUGGACCAGUGCCAAAAUGGGGGGACCUGCAAGGACUUGGUGAAUGGUUAUCGUUGUGCGUGUUCCCCUGGCUUUGCCGGCGAUCACUGUGAGCGGGACGUCGACGAGUGCUCGAGCUCACCAUGUAUGAACGGUGGCCGAUGUCAGGAUGACGUGAACGGCUUCCAAUGUCUCUGCCUCGCCGGAUUUUCUGGGAAUCUCUGCCAGUUGGAUAUCGAUUACUGCUCGCCUAACCCGUGUCAGAAUGGAGCGCCCUGCUUCAACCGAGCCUCAGACUACUACUGCGCCUGUCCGGAGGACUACGAGGGCAAGAACUGCUCCCACCUCAAAGACCACUGUCGCACCACUGCGUGUAAAGUAAUUGACAGUUGCACAGUUGCCGUGGCAUCUAACAGCACACCAGGAGGAGAGCGUUACAUUUCGUCCAACGUGUGCGGCCCUCACGGCCGGUGCCGUAGCCAGGCCGGUGGCCAGUUCAGCUGCGAAUGUCAGGAGGGCUUCAGAGGCACCUACUGCCACGAGAAUAUAAAUGACUGUGAGAGCAGCCCAUGUCGCAAUGGCGGCACUUGCAUCGACAAAGUCAGCGUGUACCAGUGCAUCUGCGCCGAUGGCUGGGAAGGUGACCAUUGUGAGAUCAAUAUUGACGACUGUAGCACCAACCCCUGCCAUAAUGGCGGGACUUGUCGGGACCUGGUGACUGACUUCUUCUGCGAGUGCAAGAAUGGCUGGAAGGGGAAAACGUGCCACUCCCGCGAAAGUCAGUGCGACGAAGCCACAUGCAACAAUGGAGGCACCUGCUAUGAUGAGGGAAACACUUUCCAGUGCAAGUGCUCACCAGGAUGGGAGGGGACAACGUGCAACAUAGCUAAGAACUCGAGCUGUCUUCCAAACCCCUGUGAGAAUGGAGGUACCUGCGUGGUGAAGAGGGAGUCGUUCAACUGUGUCUGCAAGGAGGGCUGGGAGGGUCCCACUUGCACUCAAAACACAAACGACUGCAAUCCCCACCCGUGCUACAACAGUGGAACCUGCAUUGAUGGCGACAACUGGUACCGCUGUGAGUGCGCCCCAGGCUUCGCAGGCCCAGACUGUCGGAUCAAUAUAAAUGAGUGCCAGUCCUCUCCUUGCUCCUUUGGCUCCACCUGCAUUGAUGAAAUUAAUGGCUAUCGUUGCCUGUGCCCACCGGAUAGGAGUGGACCGCACUGUCAAGAAGUGACGAGAAAAGCCUGCUCUGUUAAUGGACACGUGAUCCCAGAUGGGGUCAAAUGGGAUGAAGACUGCAACACUUGCCACUGUUCCAAUGGGAGGGUCGCGUGUACAAAGAUGUGGUGCGGUCCAAUGUCAUGCCACCUAGGCGACAAAGGACAGGGCGGCUGCCCCUCAGGCCAGAACUGCAUCCCCAUCGCCGAGGGUCAGUGCUUCGUGAAGCCCUGCUCCGGCCUUGGGGAGUGCUGGCGUUCCAACCCUCCCCCGCCUGUCACCAAAUGCCACCCGAGCUGCUCCAGUUACCAAGACAACAGCUGCGCUAACAUUACCUUCACCUUCAACAAAGACAUCUUAUCCCAGAGCCUGACUGUGGAGAAUGUUUGCAACCAGCUGAGGCGCUUGUACGUGGUCAAGAAUUUCUCCUUGGAGCAUUCCGUGUCCAUAACCUGCGACCCCUCCUUUUCAGCAAGCAACGAGAUCCACGUCUGCAUCUCGACGGAGGAUCAUCGCCUGGACCGCAGCCCCGUAAAAGAGAUGACGGAGCGGAUCAUCGACCUCGUUAGCAAACGCAACGGGAACAACACCAUCAUCCCGUCCAUCGUGGAGGUGCGCGUGCCAAGACCCAGCAAAACCGACUACCUAGUGCCCCUCCUCAGCUCCGUCUUCAUCGUCCUCUGGGUCCUCCUGCUCGUGUCCGUCCUGCUGUGGUGCAUGCGGCGCCGGCGGAAACAGAGCAACCCGGCCGGCGCGUCGCCCGCCGGCUCCGAGGACAACACCACCAACAACGUGCGGGAGCAGCUGAACCAGAUCAAGAACCCCAUCGAGAAGCACGUGGGUCUGUCGGUGGCCAUCAAAGACUACGAAAACAAGAACUCCAUCAUUGCCAAAAUAAGGACAAAUCACCCCGAGGGUGACGAGGACGACAAGGAGAGGCACCUCCAGAAGGGCCGCUUCGCCAAGCAGCCGGCGUACACGCUGGUGGAGCGGGACGAGAAGGCGCCGGCGUCCAGCGCCAACUCCACGUCCAGCAAACAGCCUAAUUGGACUAAUAAGCAGGACAACAGAGACUUGGAGACGGCAAACAGCAUAAACAGGAUGGACUACAUAGUAUAGCGGACAGCUGUGUUGCUGUGCAACCGAGCCUUAAACGCCUUCACACCCCGGCGGUGGGUGAACCAGGGGAGCUUUGGCACGCCGCGCGCAUAAACUGUCGUGUCAGCGGCGACCCCGCAGUAUUUCCAUAUAACCCCCGUGUUAAUUUAAGUUCUGACAAGCUGGCUUACACUGGCAGUGACGCUCGCUUUGGUUGGCUGGAAAACACAAAGCACUGGUAAACACUUCACUGUAUGUUACGUUUACUCCAUUCUCAAUCCAGGCCCCGCCCCCUUUUCUUCUUCACUUUGACUCGGAGGUCACGCGGAACCAUCUCCUGGCAGAUUUGUUGCACCGCGACCUAAAAAGCGUAGGGCGACGUUUUUAGUCUCCUUUCACUUGUUUGUAGUUUGGGGAGAAAGUGCCUUUCGCAGCUGCAGACGUCGAAUGAGGAGAGGGAAAAAAGACCAGAAAAAAGAAACUUUAUUAUUUAUUUUUAUUUGAGGAGGGAGGGAGGGGGACAAGAUGGGUUCAAUGUCAGCCAUUUGCUGCCAAUAUGAAGAAUUUAUGUCGAUGUAGAACAUGUAGAUAUGUACAUUUUUUUUUUUAUUAAUCAUUGUGUAUAUUUGAUUUAUUAAUUUAAUAAUCAAGAGCCUUAAGAUAUCAUUCCUUUCUAUUUAUAUGUUCUGUUUAGUUUGAAGGUUUUGAUAGCUGUGGAAGCUCAUUUCUUUCAAUGACCUGUUUUUUUUUUCUCCAAUGUGUUUUAUAAAAGCCAAAUUUCAGAAUUUCAAAGACCAGAAUGGCCACUUUGGCCCAAGACUUUUGUUUAGUUUUGUUUUAACACAUUUGACGUUUCUUUAAAAUGUUGUUAGGACCUUUUGACUGAAGACAAGUCUGAAUGAAAACAAAGUAUUGUGGCUUUGGGGGAUGAUGGACACGAUGGCAGACAUUUUCCUCGCCAUCUAACAGUUAACCAGUAAGGGAACAAAAAAAAAAAAACAGCCUCAAGUUUCUCUGACACAUUUCAAAGAUACACCAAGGCAGGUCACAUGACUUUUGACUAACGAUUGACUGAUUCCUCGUCACUGAGUACUUGAAGAGCAGUUUGGCGAUGGGAACACUGUAGAACCACAAUAAAUUCACUGCCUCCCUCGA
Molecule: messenger RNA, 5136 nt
Organism: Nerophis ophidion (straightnose pipefish)
Lineage: Eukaryota; Metazoa; Chordata; Actinopteri; Syngnathiformes; Syngnathidae
Gene: jag1b
Product: jagged canonical Notch ligand 1b
Exons: 26
Coding region: 346-4002 (1218 amino acids)
Biological process (GO): cell communication; multicellular organism development; Notch signaling pathway
Cellular component (GO): plasma membrane; protein-containing complex
Molecular function (GO): calcium ion binding; Notch binding
Source: RefSeq, a predicted model, not a curated record